Molecule: messenger RNA, 1473 nt
Organism: Saxophila tyrrhenica
Lineage: Eukaryota; Fungi; Ascomycota; Dothideomycetes; Mycosphaerellales; Extremaceae
Gene: LYS21
Product: homocitrate synthase lys21
Exons: 3
Coding region: 1-1473 (490 amino acids)
Cellular component (GO): mitochondrion
Molecular function (GO): homocitrate synthase activity
Source: RefSeq, a predicted model, not a curated record
AUGUGCCCGGCACCAGACGGCGAGGUCAAUGGACACGUGAACGGUAAUGGUGUUGCGAAUGGCACCAACGGCACCAACGGCAACCACGACGGCUUCAGAGCAAUCCCAACACACCAAGCCUCGCGCCCACAGUCCAGCAACCCCUACGCACCCGUCCAAGACUUCCUCAGCAAUGUCUCCAAGUUCCAGAUCAUCGAGUCGACAUUACGAGAAGGCGAGCAGUUCGCCAACGCCUUCUUCGACACCGAGACCAAGAUCAAGAUCGCCAAGGCGCUGGACGACUUCGGCGUGGACUACAUCGAACUGACUUCUCCCGCCGCGAGCGAACAGAGCAGACUGGACUGCGAGGCGAUAUGCAAGCUCGGUCUCAAGGCCAAGAUCCUGACGCACGUGCGAUGUAAUAUGAGCGAUGCCAAAUUGGCGGUGAGCACGGGUGUGGAUGGCGUGGAUGUGGUUAUUGGCACGAGCAGCCAUUUGAUGGAGCAUAGCCAUGGCAAGGACAUGACGUACAUCAAGAACACUGCGAUUGAGGUGAUUGAGUAUGUCAAGUCGCAGGGCAAGGAGAUUCGGUUCAGUUCGGAGGACUCCUUCCGGAGUGAUCUGGUGGAUCUCCUCACCAUCUACAGCGCGGUGGAUAAGAUUGGAGUGAACAGGGUCGGUAUUGCCGACACUGUUGGCUGCGCAACCCCCCGCCAAGUCUACGACCUCGUCCGCACGCUCCGCGGCGUGGUGAGCUGCGACAUCGAAACCCACUUCCACAACGACACCGGCUGUGCCAUCGCCAACGCCUACUGCGCCCUCGAAGCCGGCGCGACCCACAUCGACACGAGCGUCAUCGGCAUCGGCGAGCGCAACGGCAUCACGCCCCUCGGCGGCCUGAUGGCGCGCAUGAUCGUCGCCGACCGCGACUACGUCAAGUCCAAGUACCGCCUCGAAAAGCUCAAGGAGAUCGAGGACCUCGUCGCCGACGCCGUCGAGAUCAACGUCCCCUUCAACAACUACAUCACCGGCUUCUGCGCCUUCACCCACAAGGCCGGCAUCCACGCCAAAGCCAUCCUCAACAACCCCUCCACGUACGAGAUCAUCACCCCCUCCGACUUCGGCAUGAGCCGGUACGUGCACUUCGCCUCCCGCCUCACCGGCUGGAACGCCAUCAAAUCCCGCGCGGAGCAGCUGGGGCUGCAAAUGAGCGACGCGCAGAUCAAAGCCGUGACGCUCAAGAUCAAGGCGCUGGCGGACGUUCGAUCCCUGGCCAUCGACGACGCGGACAGCAUUAUCCGGAAUUUCCACUUUAACCUGUCCGCGGACAAGGAGCAGCCGCUGCUGUCGCUGACGGAUGAGGAGAAGAAGGCUUUUGCCGCCAAGGAGAAGGAGUUGAGCAAGGAGGGGGAGAAGAGGGAGAUUGAUGCCGAAGCUGAUCAGGAGGCGGAGCAGCCGGCUGCUAAGAAGAGUCGGGUGGCUACUGCUUCGUAG